AUGAACCACACUCAGCCUUACAUGGACGUCCAUUCGCACAUGUCUUCUGCCCAACCAUACCCAUCGCAAGCUGCUACCUCCGGCACCAUGUCCCACUACCCCUACCAGCACCAACCUCCAGUCCUGCAACCCGCUUCGACUUAUGCCCCAGUCACAUACCAGCAGUAUGCGUAUCCCAAUCCGGUGACUUCGCCGCCAUCAGCCCAUGCUCCUCCAGCGAGCUCCCUCGGGGGCCAGAUGCCGACACAGCUCUUGCCCCUUCCCCAAGGUGAGUGGGCCGGACAGGUCUUUCCCCCCGCUCUCCUCCCGCCUCAGAGAGUGAAAGAUGAGAUUGUUAAUGUGGAAUCAGUAGUGAGUGCCGCAAGCAACCACUCGAGUGCAACUCCUUCUGGGUACGGCAAUACCACUGGGUCGCCCAUGCAGGGGUAUGUUUAUGAUCCCACGGGUCAGGUGGCGCCACCCGGCGCGAAACCAAGGGUCACGGCCACCUUGUGGGAAGAUGAGGGGAGUCUCUGCUACCAGGUGGAGGCCAAGGGCGUCUGCGUGGCUCGACGAGAGGACAACCACAUGAUCAACGGCACAAAGCUUCUCAACGUGGCCGGCAUGACUCGUGGUCGUCGUGACGGAAUCCUCAAGAGUGAGAAACUGCGUCACGUGGUCAAAAUUGGCCCGAUGCACUUGAAGGGUGUUUGGUACGUCUAUGGGUCCAAAUUCGAAAAUGAGUGGGAGGGACAAGGCGAGCGGACCGGAGCUAAUCUUGCAACCUGGUUCAGGAUUCCAUUUGAGCGAGCCCUGGAGUUCGCAAACAAGGAAAAGAUCACCGACCUUUUGUAUCCUCUCUUUGUGCACAACAUCGGUGGCCUUCUGUACCAUCCAGCCAACCAGAACCGAACCAACAUGGUUGUGCAAGAAUCGCAGCACCGACGGAUGGAGGGUCCUCCCUCUGGGCCACAACGUACGACUCCGACUGCGCCUCAACACUCCAGCCUUCACCACCAGGCAAUGCAAACACCUAUGUCCUCGCACAUGUCUCAGCCGUCCUCCAUAGGUGGUGGAUCUCGUCCGGGUCUAGAACGUGCCAACACUUUCCCUACGCCCCCAGCAAGUGCAUCCAGUUUAAUCGGAGUGACCAACCAAAACAGCUCGUAUGAAUGGGGCGGCUCGGUGCCGCACACGCAGCCUCUUUCCAUCGACACGGCUUUGAGCAACCAGCGAUCCAUGCCCACCACACCCGCGACGACGCCGCCCGGGAACAACAUGCAUGGCAUUCCGCCCUAUCAGGCUCAAUCGGGGUAUGACAGCAAGCCGUACUACUCUGCCGCCCCGCAGUCUCACUCGCAAUACGCUCCCCAGACUCCCAUGACCCAGUCGGGCGUCUCCAGCUACGGUCAACCUCUUCCGAACGUGAACAGCUACCUGAAGAAUGAAAUGGCUCCUCCGGGAAGCCGCACUGCUGACCACGAAUCCUCUGAUUUGAAGAACGACCGCUACGCCCAAGGCAGCGGCUCUGAUCGAUACGGCCAGGAUGCAUCCGCGGAGUCGGUGCAAGAUCAGGAGUCGGAAUACUUGCAAGACCAGAGUUCCACCUACAACAAUCGCGGCUCCUACACUUACACCACAAACCCGUCGGCGGCCGCGCUCAGCGGCGAGCACUCUCAGUUGACGCCGGAGAUGACUGGGUCUCCUCAGCAAAACGGCUCGGGACGUAUGACUCCGCGAACCAGCAUCAGCGGGCCGGCUCCGCACUGGGCAUCUGGGUACAACACUCCUCCGCGUCCUCCCCUCGCGCCAUCGCUGUACAACGCUGUGAGCGACACUCGAGGCACCCCGGCGAAUGGAGGAUCCGACCCUUACUCGAUGGCCUCGGCCUCUGCCCCCGUGUAUUCGACUGCCAUGGGUGGCAGCAUGGGAUCCGGCAACAAGCGCAUGCGCGAUGACGACGAUGCCGUUCGGGCUGACCCUACCAAUGAGUAUGAGAGCAAGCGGCGCAAGACCAUCACCGAGAACCCUCUUGGUGGUCCUCUCGGUGGGGCUCCCCUUUUGCAGCCCAUGAAGACUGGCGGCCCUGUCGCACGUCGCCGUUAA
Penicillium oxalicum is the source of this 2085-nucleotide messenger RNA. RefSeq names its product KilA-N domain-containing protein. The record is from RefSeq and is a predicted model, not a curated record. NCBI's taxonomy places the organism in Eukaryota, Fungi, Ascomycota, Eurotiomycetes, Eurotiales, Aspergillaceae. The transcript has 2 exons. The coding region runs from base 1 to 2085 and encodes 694 amino acids. Gene Ontology annotation, molecular function: sequence-specific DNA binding; DNA-binding transcription factor activity. Gene Ontology annotation, biological process: positive regulation of transcription by RNA polymerase II. Gene Ontology annotation, cellular component: nucleus.